Molecule: messenger RNA, 1596 nt
Organism: Akanthomyces muscarius
Lineage: Eukaryota; Fungi; Ascomycota; Sordariomycetes; Hypocreales; Cordycipitaceae
Exons: 2
Coding region: 1-1596 (531 amino acids)
Molecular function (GO): heme binding; oxidoreductase activity, acting on paired donors, with incorporation or reduction of molecular oxygen; iron ion binding
Source: RefSeq, a predicted model, not a curated record
AUGGGUAUCAUCGAAGCCAUAUUGGAUCGCGCCUCCGUCAAGUCAGUUCUGACCUUUGCCAUUGGCGCCCUUGUCGUCCGACACAUCGUCCUUCGUUGGCACGAACGCAAUCGUAUCCGUCGGCUUGGCGAGCGAGGCAAGAGCCUUGAGACCUUGGUACCGUGGGGACUCGACUUUAUUUAUUCAGCUGUUACGGCUACUGCCAAUCAUAAGAAUCUCGAAUGGUGGCAUGACAUGUUCAGUAAAGCUGGCCGUUGGACGCUUGAGACUCGCGCGGUCAAUCAGCGUCUGAUUAUGACUGCGGACCCUGAAAACAUAAAAGCCAUUCUAGCAACACAGUUUUCCGAUUUUGGCAAGGGAGAGCCAUUUCACAGAGAUUGGCAGGACUUUUUGGGCGACAGCAUCUUCACGACAGAUGGCAUGAUGUGGCAAAAUAGUCGCCAGCUGAUCCGGCCUCAAUUCACACGUGAUCGAGUGAGCGACCUUGAAUGCUUCGAGCAGCAUAUGGGAACGCUUUUUCGCACCAUCGCUAAUGGCGGACCGCUCGAUGGCGCAAACCAGGCCGUGAGCUCCAGUGCCAACGGCAAGGUGCUUGACAUUGCGGACCUUUUCUUUCGCUAUACACUCGACGUGGCCACCGAGUUCCUGCUUGGUGGCGAUGUUCAAUCUUUGACCACUGUUGACCAGGAAUUUGCGAAAGCUUUCAACGACGUACAGCGGCUCCAGAAUAUUCUCGCGCGUUCUGGUGAUUUGCGCCCGUGGAUCCCCAAAGCCAGUUUCUGGAACGGUCUGACUGUCAUGAACGAGUUUGUGAAUCACUUUGUUGAUAUGGCUCUACGCCUGAAGCCCGAGCAACUCCAGAAUAGCAAGUCGAGCAAGCAGUACACAUUCCUCCACGCCGUGGUGGGGACUACCCGUGAUCGCAAAGUCUUGCGAGACCAAAUUGUUGCCGUUCUUCUCGCUGGCCGCGAUACCACUGCCAGCACGUUAUCUUGGGCCAUGUAUGAGCUGGCGCGACAUCCAGAGUGUGUUGCGAAGCUGCGUCGCGAAAUCCUCGAGACAGUCGGUGCCGACAGCCUUCCGACCUACGACCACCUCAAAAAUAUGCCUUACCUCAAAGCCGUCAUUAAUGAAACUCUUCGUCUCUACCCCGUUGUGCCAUUCAACGUGCGUCUCGCGCUCAAGGAUACGACGCUGCCACGCGGUGGCGGCGCCGACGGCACCGAGCCGUUGGCAGUGCUCAAGGACACUCCCAUCACUUACUCGACACUGGUUAUGCAACGCCGGCCGGAUCUGUACCCGGCGCCCUCGGCAGAGUUUGCACACUCGGACAUGUUCAGCCCAGAGCGCUGGGAACGUUGGCACCCCCGGCCGCACGAGUACAUUCCGUUCAACGCUGGCCCGCGCAUCUGUAUUGGCCAGCAGUUCGCGCUAACCGAGAUGAGCUAUGUGCUUGUCCGGCUGUUUCAGCGCUUCGACUUGGUGGAGAGCCACAUGGGACCUAUUGAUGGUGGCAAGCCUGUUCUCAAGGCUGAGAUUGUGUUGUCGCCGGGCCAGGGCGUACAUUUGUCCUUUCACGAGGCGGUUAAAUCUUAA